This is a messenger RNA of Fulmarus glacialis (Northern fulmar), 1056 nucleotides long. RefSeq names its product amphiphysin (gene AMPH). The record is from RefSeq and is a predicted model, not a curated record. Gene Ontology annotation, molecular function: protein binding; phospholipid binding. Lineage: Eukaryota; Metazoa; Chordata; Aves; Procellariiformes; Procellariidae. Gene Ontology annotation, biological process: synaptic vesicle endocytosis. The transcript has 11 exons. The annotation marks the transcript as partial. Gene Ontology annotation, cellular component: plasma membrane; cytoplasm; synaptic vesicle.
GUACUUCAAAAACUAGGAAAAGCAGAUGAAACAAAAGAUGAACAGUUUGAAGAAUACGUUCAAAAUUUCAAACGGCAAGAGGCAGAGGGUUCCAGGCUCCAGAGAGAACUGAGAGGAUAUUUAGCAGCCAUCAAAGGGAUGCAAGAUGCCUCAAAGAAACUUACAGAGUCUCUUCAUGAAGUUUAUGAGCCAGAUUGGUACGGACGAGAAGAUGUGAAAAUGAUUGGAGAGAAAUGUGAUGAACUUUGGGAAGACUUCCAUCAAAAACUGGUGGAUGGGUCGUUGUUGACCUUGGAUACAUAUCUAGGACAAUUUCCUGAUAUCAAAACUCGCAUUGCAAAACGAAGCAGAAAGCUGGUGGACUACGACAGUGCAAGGCAUCAUCUAGAAGCCCUGCAGAGCUCAAAAAGAAAAGACGAAGGCAGAAUUACCAAGGCAGAAGAAGAGUUUCAAAAAGCACAGAAAGUGUUUGAAGAGUUUAACACUGAUUUACAAGAAGAGUUGCCAUCUCUGUGGUCACGACGAGUUGGCUUCUAUGUGAACACCUUCAAAAAUGUAUCCAGCCUCGAAGCCAAGUUUCACAAGGAAAUAGCUUUACUAUGUCACAAACUAUAUGAAGUGAUGACGAAGCUGGGAGAUCAGCACGCAGACAAGGCCUUCACCAUUCAAGGGGCACCAAGUGAUUCAGGUCCACUCCGCAUUGCAAAAACACCGUCACCGCCAGAGGAGGUCUCUCCCCUGCCUAGCCCUACUGCUAGUCCCAAUCAUAUGCUGGCACCAGCAUCCCCGGCACCAGCCCGGCCUAAGUCACCCACACAGCUGAGGAAAGGUCCACCAGUCCCACCACUGCCUAAGCUCACACCCACGAAGGAGUUGCAACAGCAGAACAUCAUUAACUUCUUUGACGACAACUUUGUCCCAGAAAUCAAUGUGACGACCCCAUCACAGAAUGAAGUUCCUGAAGCUAAGAAAGAGGAAUCUUUGCUAGAUCUGGACUUCGACCCUUUCAAGCCAGAAGUUGUAUCAACAGGAGUUACUCAUUCACCCAUGUCUCAG